Molecule: messenger RNA, 1981 nt
Organism: Megalops cyprinoides (Indo-Pacific tarpon)
Lineage: Eukaryota; Metazoa; Chordata; Actinopteri; Elopiformes; Megalopidae
Product: muscarinic acetylcholine receptor M3-like
Exons: 3
Coding region: 194-1981 (595 amino acids)
Biological process (GO): G protein-coupled receptor signaling pathway, coupled to cyclic nucleotide second messenger; positive regulation of smooth muscle contraction; chemical synaptic transmission
Cellular component (GO): synapse; dendrite; plasma membrane
Molecular function (GO): G protein-coupled acetylcholine receptor activity; G protein-coupled serotonin receptor activity
Source: RefSeq, a predicted model, not a curated record
GUGGACGGAGUCACUAACGCUGUCGCCUGUGGCUGUACUCCCAAUUGUUUAACACAUCACAAAGCUUCCUGUCACUAUGACACAGUCCAAGGCGCACGCUCGAAUGGACAGCAGGGGCAUCAAACUGCACUCCACCGAGAGGUGACUCACAGGAACUUCACUCGCCAAACUUUGAAUAUGCCAGGACGCAACAAUGAACCUGACCUCCAACAGCACAGAGUCCAGCUUCUAUCUGACCAAAAGCCCCCCAGGAAUGCGAGCCUACCAAGACACAGAUGUUCUACCGGCAAACCCCUGGCCCGAGCGUCAUAAUACGGGCGAAAAUGACACCUUUCUUGGUGGGAGCUCAAAUCUGACAAGCCUGUAUAAUGCCACCCUGGCCCCGACCGUGGCGUACGACCCCCUGGGGGGCCACACCAUCUGGCAGGUCAUCCUGAUCGUCUUCUUCACUGGGCUCUUGUCCCUGGUGACCAUCAUCGGCAACAUCCUCGUCCUGGUAUCCUUCAAGGUGAACAAGCAGCUGAAGACGGUCAAUAACUAUUACUUGCUUAGCCUCGCGUUUGCGGAUCUGAUCAUCGGAGUGAUCUCAAUGAACCUCUACACAACUUACAUUAUAAUGAACCAGUGGGCCUUGGGAAACUGGGCCUGUGACUUGUGGCUCGCCAUUGACUACGUGGCCAGCAACGCCUCCGUCAUGAACCUGCUGGUCAUCAGCUUUGACAGGUACUUUUCAGUCACCAGGCCGCUCACAUACAGGGCGAAAAGAACAACCAAAAGAGCCGUGACAAUGAUCGGACUCGCCUGGUCCAUCUCCUUUGUCCUUUGGGCCCCCGCCAUCUUGUUCUGGCAGUUCUUUGUCGGGGAGCGUACCGUCCUGCCCGGCAAAUGCUACAUACAGUUCCUGUCGGAGCCCAUAAUCACCUUUUGCACGGCGAUAGCGGCGUUCUACUUGCCGGUCACCAUCAUGACCGUGCUCUACUGGAGGAUCUAUAAGGAAACGGAGAACCGGUCCAAAGAGCUGGCCGGUCUGCGAGGCUCGGGAAACCAGGGGGAGACGGCCAACAUCGUCCAGCAGACCGGCAGCUCCCGCAGCUGCAGCAGCUACGAGCUCAACCAGCCGGAGCAGAAGAGCGCCGCCAAGAGGACAGGAGGCCGUCGUUUCCGCUUCUGGCCCCUGAUCAAGGCCGGGAAGCCCAGCAGCGAGGGGGAGCAGGAGCACAGCAGCAGCGACAGCUGGAACAACAACGAUGCCGGGGCAUCCAUGGAUCAGUCCGACUCGGACGAGGAGGAGAUCCCUGAGACCCGUGCCAUCUACUCCAUCGUCCUCAACCUGCCCGGCAUGAAGGCGGCCGUCACCUCCCAGCUCACAUCCUCCGAGGACCUGGACGUGUCCGAGGAGGACCCGCUUAAGUCCAAGGGCGAGGGCAGGGCCUCAGCGAGGGACAGGGGUGACAAGGAGCGCAACAGCUACCACCAGCGCUUCUCCAAGACGCAGGUCCAGUCCAUGCCCUCGAUGGAGACAUCCAAGCCGGCCGGCACGCUGCCCCCGGCCACCAAGUCCCCGUCUGUGCCCAUCUCCUUCAAGGACGCCGCCAUGGCCAAGCGUUUCGCCUCCAAGGCCAAGACGCAGAUCACCAAGCGCAAGAAGAUGUCGCUGGUGAAGGAGAAGAAGGCGGCACAGACCCUGAGCGCCAUCCUCUUCGCCUUCAUCAUCACGUGGACGCCAUACAACAUCAUGGUGCUGGUCAACACCUUCUGCAACGACUGCAUCCCCGAGGCGCUGUGGGCCCUGGGCUACUGGCUGUGCUACGUGAACAGCACGGUCAACCCCAUGUGCUACGCCCUCUGCAACAAGACCUUCCGGACCACUUUCAAAAUGAUCCUGCUCUGCCAGUGGGACAACAAGAAGAGGAACAAGCCGCAGUUCCAGCAGAGGCAGUCCGUGGCCUUCCGCAGAAAGAUCCCGGGAGACUCCUCAUAG